Pimephales promelas (fathead minnow) is the source of this 699-nucleotide messenger RNA. RefSeq names its product NADH:ubiquinone oxidoreductase complex assembly factor 8 (gene ndufaf8). Gene Ontology annotation, cellular component: mitochondrion. Gene Ontology annotation, biological process: mitochondrial respiratory chain complex I assembly. The record is from RefSeq and is a predicted model, not a curated record. Lineage: Eukaryota; Metazoa; Chordata; Actinopteri; Cypriniformes; Leuciscidae.
AGAAAAAGCAACCAAUCAGAAAUCAGCGAGGAUAUUUCUGGUUCCAUAUUAACGCUUUGAUUGGCCAAUUACUCGUCAAUGGGAGGUUUACACACGUUAUCUCAGAGGUCAACAGAAUGGCGCUGUUCAUGUUGAAUAUACACACUACAUGAACCUCUGUAUAGGACUUUUGUGAAUAUACUAUGAUGGGUCUCAUAGAUUUUAAAUGAACUUCGACACACCAAAUUAUUAUUUUGCUGCUAUUUAAAGGAUUAUUUUCAAGUCUUUGAACUAUGUCUGGUUCAAAUGUUUGGACUCGCAGCAGAGCGAGAAUGAGACUCUUCCCAGAGCUGUUGGCUCAGUGCUCAGGAGAGGCAGCUGCUUAUGGGAAAUGUGUGGCCGCCACAACCACUGGAAGACAGGAGCUGACCAAAAACAUGUGUCUCAAAGAAUUUGAAGCACUGAGAAGCUGCUUUCAAUCUGCUGCGAAAAAGGGAGUAAAGUGAACAUCAUCAUGAAUAAAUAUCAUAUUAACCUUGACGACAUUGGAGAUCAUUUAAAUGAAUUAGCCAGUAAAACAUGUCUGCUGAUGAAUAUCUUUUCAUGGUAGAUUUGUCAUUUCUCUCUCUUUGUAAAUACACACAGAUAUAUUAAUAAUGCGUUUCAAAUGGAUUUCAACUGUAUUGUGCCCAAAACCACAAUAAAUUUUUUUCAUAAAAA